CCGUCCAGCUCGCCGCCGGAGACAACCACCAAACCCACGCGUCCCCUCCCCUCCUCUUUCCACAGCGCGGCGCCGAUGGCCACGGCGCACUACUACCCGCCGCCGCCGCCGCCGAUCGCCCACCCGCUUCCAAGGCCGCACGCCGCCGACAACGCCGUCCCCGACGACGGCGGCAGCGACAGCGAGAGCGUGGCGGAGUCGUCGUGCCCGCACCAGCACCCGCGCCGGCCGACGGCCAGGGACGAGGAGGAGGAGGAGGACGGGUGCAGCGGCAGCUGCGUGGAGGCGGACGAGUACUGGGGCUACUACUACCAGCAGCAGCAGCAUCCGCAGGAAGCCGACGACGAGGAGGAGGUCAGCACGGCGAGCGUCUGGUGGAAGAAGAAACGGGCAGCGGCGGCGGCUGGUAGGGCCGGCGGCGUGUUCCCUUCGUCUUCGUCGGCUGCGGCCCGUCGUGAGGGGGAGGAGAAGAAGGCGGAGGACCCGAAGCGGGCGGCGGCGCGGCAGGAGGAGGACCGCAAGUUCUGGGCGGACUGCCUCGCCACCGGGUACCCAUGAAAGCCAUAGCUCAGCAUAUGCAAAGGCCAUGGCAAAAAGCCAUGAGCGCCGCUAACCGAAACUGCAGCCCGACCCAAGCGUAUGCCUACCUUUUUUUUUUUUUUGAAGGAGUAUGCCUACCUUUGUUUGUUUGUUUGUUUGUUUUCUUUGUACAUACAUAAUAUAUUCAACUCCUCAACAAGUCAUUGGGUGGCGUAUUUUAACCCCCGUAAGCUUUACAGAAA
Aegilops tauschii subsp. strangulata is the source of this 782-nucleotide messenger RNA. RefSeq lists its product as uncharacterized. Lineage: Eukaryota; Viridiplantae; Streptophyta; Magnoliopsida; Poales; Poaceae. The record is from RefSeq and is a predicted model, not a curated record.